Molecule: messenger RNA, 1095 nt
Organism: Geosmithia morbida
Lineage: Eukaryota; Fungi; Ascomycota; Sordariomycetes; Hypocreales; Bionectriaceae
Product: casein kinase I-like protein HRR25
Exons: 2
Coding region: 1-1095 (364 amino acids)
Biological process (GO): peptidyl-serine phosphorylation; signal transduction; endocytosis
Cellular component (GO): cytoplasm; nucleus
Molecular function (GO): protein serine/threonine kinase activity; ATP binding
Source: RefSeq, a predicted model, not a curated record
AUGACGACCAUGGACCUCCGCGUCGGUAACAAGUACCGUAUCGGCCGAAAGAUCGGAUCCGGCUCCUUCGGUGACAUCUACCUCGGCACCAACAUCAUCUCGGGCGAGGAGAUUGCCAUCAAGCUCGAGUCUGUCAAGGCCAAGCACCCCCAGCUCGAGUAUGAGGCUCGCGUCUACAAGUCCCUCGCCGGUGGUGUCGGCAUCCCCUUUGUCCGCUGGUUCGGAACCGAGUGUGACUACAAUGCCAUGGUGCUCGACCUCCUCGGUCCCAGUCUGGAGGACCUCUUCAACUUCUGCAACCGCAAGUUCUCGCUCAAGACGGUCCUGCUCCUAGCCGAUCAGCUCAUCUCCCGCAUCGAGUACAUCCACGCCAAAUCCUUCAUCCACCGCGAUAUCAAGCCCGACAACUUCCUCAUGGGCAUCGGCAAGCGUGGUAACCAGGUCAACGUCAUCGACUUUGGUCUCGCCAAGAAGUACCGCGACCCCAAGACGCACUUCCACAUCCCCUACCGCGAGAACAAGAAUCUGACCGGAACCGCCCGCUACGCCUCCAUCAACACCCAUCUCGGUGUCGAGCAGUCCCGCCGCGACGACAUGGAGUCCCUCGGCUACGUCAUGCUCUACUUCUGCCGCGGCUCCCUUCCCUGGCAGGGGCUCAAGGCCGCUACCAAGAAGCAGAAGUACGACCGCAUCAUGGAGAAGAAGAUGACGACACCCACCGAGGUCCUCUGCCGUGGCUUCCCCAACGAGUUCGCCAUCUACCUCAACUACACCCGCUCGCUCCGCUUCGACGACAAGCCCGACUACAGCUACCUCCGCAAGAUCUUCCGCGAUCUCUUCGUCCGCGAGGGCUUCCAGUACGACUACGUCUUCGACUGGACCGUCUACAAGUACCAGAAGAACGCCCAGGCCAUCGCCCAGGCCGCCAACAUGACGACUGAGGACGAGGACAAGGCCCGUGCCUCGCGUCCCGCCGCCCAGCCGUCGAGCUCCAAGCCCAAUGCCAUCCCCAGCUCGCGCCGCAAGAUGCUCGAGCGUGGCGCUGGUGACUCCCCGGAGACCAGCCGCGCCAUUGGUGGAAGUGACAGGAUGUGA